UAAGAUUCAGUUCCGUUCACCGUUCCUUUGGUAACUACUUUAUGUACGAAACCCCCGAGAGUUUUUAUAUCUUAGUUCAGCAAUAAAAAUUGAAAAAUGUUUUAAAACAGUAAAAAAGUGGAGUGUGAUUAACAAGAAAAUCGCGUAUAAUCCUAUAUCUAGCAUUCUGAUGUCCUACCUUCCUGUCAUUGUGAUUUAGCAUCCUAAAUUUGAUAAUUUUUUAGUUCUAGUGAAUUUAGUGAAACUGUAUCUACAUCACACGAAUAAUGUAUCCUCAGGACACUAUGCAGUCAAAUUGAAGCAAAAAUCGUUUGAUUUGUUAUGAUUUUGAAUGCAUUUAACAACUUCCAAAGGUAAUAUCAAUGUAGUCUGGAAAUGGUGUGUAAGGAGGAAGUACUGCUAUGGUUCAAGGACUUGGAUAGUCACAAUAGGAUAGAUUUGGUGUACGAGUUGUUAAAUAUGUGUUUACCAUUCGAGGUACGUUUUUUCGGCUCCUGCAUCGAAGAAUUAGGAAGACUUACUUAUCUAGAACUACGGGGACCCAGCAUUACAGCCAAUGACCUAGAGAAAUUAUCAAAGGAUGGGUCCUUUACUCAUGGUAUAUUAGACGAGAGCGUUCGGCAUAGGUUGAUAAUUUACAUGUCUCUGCUGUCGUCAAAUAAUUGCAGUGUAGCCAAUUGGUUUUAUCAAAAUUUAUUAAGGACAGACUCCAUUGAUGAGUAUUUAAAAGAGAAGGGAAAGGAAGAAAUGUUACAUAAUGAAUUUUUGUUGUUGUUUACAAUGGCGUUACAUCAUCCUGCAUUUACGUAUGAACAAAAACAGUUUUUUAAUAAGGUGCUAAUGAGUUUAAUUGAUAUUAGGGAAAAUAGGGUAUCAGCCAAACACAGUGCACUAGGAUAUCCACCUGGAUUUGGAUAUCCAACUCAAAAGUCAAUGGAGAUUCCGGUGAUUCCCGUAAAGACUGCUCCUACAACAUGCGGCGACUCACCUGCGAUAUUUCAUCAACCACCUGGUCUGUCCCACCUACCCCCGCCACCAGCGAAUUUUGAUUUUAACAACAUUUCUAUGUGGAAUAGGCCAGGGUUCCCUUAUGGUGCUCCGGAGGUGAGUGUCCCGCCUUUCCCAGCACCAACAAUUUCGCCACUAGUCAGCCAAGCAGCUUCACCCAGUCAAAGCCGAAGCACAUCACCACAUCGGACACCUAUAGUGAGACCACCCCCACCACCGCCUCCCGGGGGAAUACAGCCACCACUUCAACCCCCGGGAAUACCUGUGCCACCAACGAUACACAUACCUCCGCCAAGUAUAGAGGUGCUUACUGGGCCUCUGGUAAAUACACAAGUUACCGUAGAGCCAGGUCCUCCUCCUCCUAGUAUACCAGUGUUUAGUCCUCCUCUAGAUUUAAAAUCAGUCGAGGAUGAUCCAGUCAAGUUAACUCCUGCAGAAGACAAGCGUGAUAUUAUGUGGCCUGCCGAUCUAAAACCAAAUGGUAUUCGUUUUCCUCCGAUCAUGGGAAAAAUGCGACCAUACCUAGUAGAACAAAUACAAGCGAUGAACCUAGAAGGUGAGAACGCUCUACACCACUCUAAUUCGUCAAGUAAUAGUAGUCCGAAUGAGACGCCGCCUAGCACCCCUUCAAUUACACCCGCAACUACACCCCACGGACCUGGGAGGGGAGGGGAUGCGAAUGCGAAGCCACGUUCCAAUGGUAUGCCUCCGUUUGGGGUAAGCCCCGGCCCGCCGAUGCCAGAUACGCAGUCCCCGCCGCCAUUCAGCAACAGUACCGUGCCUUAUAGUUUUCAACAGCCGUUCACUACUUUGCCGCCUAACAGGUCAAUGUUUCACUAUAACCCAGCCUAUAGGCCUACAUUUACUGCUCAGUUUCCUAACCCUACCUUUCCCCCGACUGACACUAAUUAUCCCCCGUUUACCGUUCCUUAUUUUCCUUUUGUCUAUUCUAGCCAAUACCCCCCGAGGACUCCACCGGGAUGUUAUAACUGUGGUGCCCCUAAUCACGUGGGCAGUGAGUGUACCAAUCAGACCAUAGACGAGAUCACGCAGAAGAAGACUUAUGUUUUGGAUUAUAACUUACCACUACCGGAUGCGGAGAAAUGAUAGUGUUUUAGUGCGGUUAAAAAUCUGUUAAAAUGAAGAUCAACUCAUCUGGUCACGGAACAUAAACUCGAGUCAAUAAUAUAUAGUGCUGUGCUAUAUUGUUUUAAUGUAAUUGUUUUAUUCUUAUUCAAAGUAUGAAAUUUUAUGAACAUGAUCAUUUUUACAGUUAUACAAAUUCGUAGAGGGAUAUUCAUUCUAAAAUUAAACGAAACAACUAAGAUACUCUAUAAAUCAACUUACUUUUAUUAUACAGGGUGUUUGGUAAAGAAUGGGCCAUAGCUUAACCUUAGUACAAAAGUUGAUAAUAACCGGCAUACAGGGUGUCAAAGUUAAACUUUUAUUUUAUUUAUUUUUGAAUAUUUCCUGACAGGCAUGGGACAACACGAAAUUUGGUAAGUGGUGCUGGUACUGUACACCCUACUAAAUUAUGUUAAACAAACGUUUCUGGCUACUACCAGAGGCGUACGACGGGGGAACGUGAAUGGUUGACCCUUCCCAAAUUCUACGCCACUGGCGGAAUUUCUAUUUUAGUGCAAUUUUUUGGUUCUGCAAUACUUUAUAUGUAAAUAACAUACUCUUCAUUCGUAACGAUAAAGCCAUUAGUUUUCGAGAUAUUUUAGCUAAAAACGAAGGAGCAUAAUACAUUAAUCAAAAUAAGUGUGCCUUUUCAUUUUUAACUUCAAAUAUAUCGAAAAUUAAUGACUUUAUCGUUACGAAUGAAGAGUAUAUUAUUUGCAUAGAAAGAAUUAAAGAAUCUAAAAAUUGUGGUAAAAUAGCAUUUUCAUCAGUGGCGUAGAAUUUGGGAAGGGUCAACCAUUCACUUUCUCCUGUCGUACGCCUCUGGUAUUAACCACAAACGAUUAUUUAACAUAAUUUAGUAGGGUGUACAGUACCUACACUUUCUGCCAAGUACCAUAAGGAUAUGUCAAAUAGUUUUAUAGUACUGGGAACACAAGUUUUAAAUAAAGAAUAAAUUAUUUAAAAAAAAAAAAGAAUACUUUAAAAUAAUUUGACAUAUCCGUGUGAUACUUGGCAGAAAGUGUAGGCACUGUACACCGUACUAAAUUAUGUUAAUAAUCGUUUCUGGCUACUACCAGAGGCGUACGACAGGGGAAAGCGAAUGGUUGACCCUUCCCAAAUUCUACGCCACUGAUGAAACUUCUAUUUCAGCACAAUUUUUAUAUUCUCAAAUACUUUUUAUGCAAAUAAUAUACUCUUCAUUCGUAACGAUAAAGUCAUUAGUUUUCGAGGUAUUUGAAGUUAAAAAUGAAAAGGCACACUUAUUUUGAUUAAUAUAUUAUGCUCCUUCGUUUUUAGCUUCAAAUAUCUCGAAAACUAAUGGCUUUAUCGUUACGAAUGAAGAGUAUGUUUUUUACAUAGAAAUAUAAAUCAAAAAAUUGCACUAAAAUAUCAAUUACGCCAGUGGCGUAGAAUUUGGGAAGGGUCAACCAUUCACGUUCCCCCGUCGUACGCCUCUGGUAGUAACCAGAAACGUUUGUUUAACAUAAUUUAGUAGAUUGUACAAUACCAGCACCACUUACCAAAUUUGGUGUUGUUGUCCCAUGCCUGUCAGGAAAUAUUCAAAAAUAAAUAAAUUAAAAGUUUAACUUUGACACCCUGUAUGUCGGUUAUUAUCAACUUUUGGACUAAGGUAAGUUAGUUUAAAUCGACCUAUUUUAAUCUCAGGAAUCUGAGGUCAAGCUAUGGUGCUUCUGUUUUUGAUAGAAUAAGUAGAGUUAUUAAAUGAUCACGUCAACUAGGAUCUAGCAUUCCAAAUUGUGUGGUUUUUACGACUAAAUUACCAAAGUUAUGUUAGUGUUUAUCUGGAAGUGCUCCAAAGUACGACUCUACAGCUGAUUGAACGAAAAACGCUGAGAGGAUCUUCGGUUUGGGAAUAGAUAAAAGUCCGAAGGGGUCAAAUAUGGGGAAAAGGGUGGAUAGUACUGUGCUUUAUACUACAAAUUGCUUCAUUUCCGCAUUGCCAUGAUACUUUUACUGGCAGGUACCUGGAUCUCACGGAAAAUGAUGAAUAUUCUAGUGCUUCAUACUGUAGAUCCUCCAAUUUCUUCAUUAACAAGACACAUUGUGAUCAGGUGCCUCGUUCUGAUAGAUAUUCCACUGCUUCAUACUGCAGGUCCUUAAUUUCUUCAUUGCCAAGACACUUUUGAGAGCAGGUGCCUUAUUAUGAUGAAAAAAGGUGGAUUUUUCAGCGCUUCAUACUACAGAUUCCUGAAUUUAUUGCUAAGGCACUUUUGCGAGCAGGUGUGUUGUUCUGGUGGAAAAAAAUGGAUAUUCCAGUGUUUCUUACUGCAGAUAGCUCAAUUUGCUCAUUGCCAAUACACUAUUGCGAACAGGUGCCUUGUUCUGAUGGAAAAUGAUGAUUCUUUCAGUGCUUCAUACUGCUGAUCCUUCAAUUUAUUCGUUGUUAAGACACUUUUGUGGGCAGGUGGCUUGUUUUGAUGGAAAAUGAUGUUUUUCUACUAUAAUGUCUUCACGAAUGCUUACCUCCAGUUUGGUUCUGAGCUGAGAGUACUACUUUCCAAUUAUGGCUUUAGCUUUUUCAAGGUAGUCAAUGACAAAAUUCCUUUCACGUGCUAAGCACCUAUCAUGUGACCUUUAUAACCGUUGUCGCCAUCUUUGGAGCUGAAUAAUCGGUUCUUCAAUCCAUGUUUCAUCCAUUGUAACGUUUCGAUGUGAAAAUCGCUCAAAACACUUUUCAAAAAAUUGAAAAAGAGUGAUAUGUUUUUGUUUACACUUAUGACAAAGGAAUGAAUGGGACAAAGUAUUUUAAAAGGGAAAUAAUAUAAAAGUAAAAUAUUUAAAUUCUAGCUGAGCACAAAGCCAUCUUGAGAGCUAGGGUAAAAAUUUAAAAAGUACCACUAUGUACUAAAGGGGGUUGAAAAAAUUUUAUUGAAAAAUUUAUAAAAUUCUCCCUCAGAAAGAAGAAAAAACUUGGAUGAUGGUUAGAAAAACAUUUAUCAAACGGUACAUUAAGGACUGAAAAAAAUAUACAGAGCGCUCCAUUUGAAAUAAAAAAAGUUCAUUAGAUUUCCAGAUAAACUGAAGAUCUGACAACAAUGUAAAUACCACCAUAAUAUAGUUAUUUUGCAUUUUGUUGACGUUUGAUUUAGUUUUAGAAUGAAUCUCACUCAAUUUAAAUCUUUAUUAUGUCCUGUUAAUGUUUAUAAUUUUAAUUGUGACUCGAAAUAAAGCACGGACCCGAACCAGACGAGUUCGAUGUUUAUUUUAAGGUAAAAAUCCGUCUGGAUUAUUACGUAGAGCAUUAUUUUAUACAUGAUUACAGAAUGGUAAGUCUUUUAGAAAGACAUCGAUGUAAUAUUACACAUAAUUUAUAGUUGAAAUGAGAUUCAUGUUCUUUAUGAUGUAACUAAUUUAUGAGAUUGUGUAAUUAUAAACAUUUUCGAUUGAUUUCGACGUGCUCUUUAUGGGGUUUACAGUUUAUUAUCGGGUGCGGCCCAAAAAAUCAACUGUCAUCAACACGCCUAACUUCACGCGCAACUUUGAUGUAUACAAAAAGCAUAGGCACCAAGUUGGAGAUGACCCUAUCAUAUUAACACCAACUCGCAUAUACAGGGUGUUUCAUUGGGAAACGGAAAUACUCUAAUGGUGAAUAGAGGUCACCGAGGCCGUUCUAGAUAUACUAAAUUUUUUGCCCUAUCGACUUUUAUAUCCGAGUUACAGGGUGUUUUAUCGAUUUUGCUCAUUUCUUUCCUAAGCCAUAACUUUAGAACUACCCUGUAUAUUUUUUUAAUAUUUGGUACACAUAUGUCUCAUUCAAAACCCAACCGAAUGACAUACUAAUCACAAGAAAAGGCCAGGUCCGGAUUAACAAAAAAUUAUAAUGUUAUUGUGACCUUAAAACAACACCCUGUAUAUUGAAAAAACUAAGUCUAAUGGUUCGCUUCGACUUUUCGGCCAGACAAUUUUUUGACUUUAAUUUUGAAAUUAUAUUGAAUUUUUUGAGAACUCGACUUUGAGAAAAAAGCAGGUAUUAUUAACUUUUAAUUAUAAAUUAUUAUAGUUAUUGAAUAAAUCGCCUUCCGGAAACAAUACCGGGACAACUCAGAAUUGGUCGUUUUUGAGAUGUCUACACUAAAAUAUAGAGGAUUUUAAGCUCUAUAAUCCGCCAUGACUGGGACAUUUUUAAGUGCAAUACUCUCCGAGUGAGGGCGCUAGGUCCACUAUUACAUUCAGACUGGUAGUGGGCUAACGCUAAAAUCCGUAGUAAACCUUUUGAAUCGUCUCAGUGUGCAUGCCACAAUGAUCACAAAAAUAUUCAUAAUAAUGAAAUGAUUCUUCCAACAAUACUGGGACAACUCAAAAUUUUUUCAAUUAAUUGCUAAUUAUUAAAUCGAGUGAUAGCACAAGAUUGCUAAAAUGAACUGAAAAGCAAUCUUUGACAUCAACUGAAACAAAGAACAUAGUUUUAGUCAAAAACGUAUAUAACUCAAAGCCUAAAAUGGCUGUGCAAAAUUCCAAAAACUUUAAACUCGAUUUUCUCGAAACACGUUUUUUGAGUUGUCCCGGUAUCGUUGCCGGAAGGCGAAAUACUCAUUUUAAAAUGAAUCAGUACUUAUUUACCACAUUGGAAAGACCCAAUUAUUAAUCGCAAGAAAAAUCCAGGUCCGGAUUAACAAAAAAACAAAGUAAUUGCGACCUUAAAACAACACCCUGUAUAUUGACCACCCUGCAUAUAAGACCACAAAAAUCCGAGUUUAUCGGUUCACUUUGAUUUUUUGUGAAAAAAUUUAUUAACUUUAAUUUUGGAAUUAAAUAUAUUAAAAUUUUUAAGAACCCUGAAAUUAAUAAGCAGGUUGUUAAAGCACUUUUAAUAAUAAAUCAUUCAAGUUAAUGAAUAAAUACUAAUUUUAAAAAUAAUCAGUUAUUAUUUACUGCGUUAGAAGGACUCAAUUACUAAUCACAAGAUAAAUCCAGGUCCGUAUUAACAACAAAAUACAAAGUAAUUGUGACCUUGAAAAAACACGGUGUAUAUUGAAAUUUUUAAAAUACGUUUGCACACCUGAAGAGGGCACGAAAAACUAAGUUUAAUGUCCCGCUUUAAUUUUUUGUGCAGACAAUUUAAUGACAUUACUUUUGAAAUUAUAUCGAAAUUUUUAUUAUGAGUUCCCAGAGUUCUUAAAAAUUUCGACAUAAUUUCAAAAUUAAAUUAAUUAAUUUGUCUGGCCAAAAAAUUGAAGAGAACGAUUAAACUUACUUUUUUGUGCUCUUUUCAUACCUAUGUGCAAAAGGAUUUUGAAAAUUUCAAUGUAGAGGGUGUUGUUUCAAGGUUACAAUUACUUUAUAUUGUUUUGUUAAUCUGGGCCUGGAUUUUUUUUGUGAUUGUAAGUGGGUCGUUCGAAUGUCGUAAAUAACUAUUGAUUAUUUUUAAAAUGGGUAUUUAUUUAAUAACUUUAACCCUUUCAGGGCACAGUUCAAUAAUUUAAGAGGCUAGUGGAGUCUUUGUUAUCAUUGGAUAACAAAUCCAAAUUUAUACUUACACCCCUUUGAACAAACAACUAACAUGCUUAUAAUUUUUUUGCUUAUUGAUUGCAUGUAGUGAAUAACCUAUAAUAAAAAAAAUUUAAUAACUUUAAUAAUGUAUUGUUAGAAGUGCUUUAAAAAUCUGCUUUUUAAUUUCAGUGUUCUUAAAAGUAUCAAUAUAUUUAAUUUCAAAAUUAAAGUCAUUAAAUUUCCUUCACAAAAAAUUAAAGUAAACCGAUGAACUCAGUUUUUUGUGGCAUUUUUAAAUGUGCAAACAAAUUUUGAAAAUUUCAAUAUACAGGGUGUUGUUUCAAGAUCACAAGUACUUUGGGUUUUUUUGUUAGUCCGGACCUGGAUUUUUCUUGUGAUUAAUAAUUGGGUCAUUCCAAUGUGGUAAAUAAGUAUUGAUUAAUUUUAAAUUGAGUAUUUAUUUAAUAGCUUUAACAAUUUUUAAUUAAAAGUUAAUAAUGUCACGAGUUCUUAAAAAAUUCAAUAUAAUUUCAAAAUUAAAGUCAUAAAAUUGUCUGGCCGAAAAAUUGAAGCGAACGAUUAGACUUAGUUUUUUGUGCUCUUUUCAAAUAUGCAAACAGAUUUUCAGAAUUUCAAUAUACAGGGUGUUGCUGUAAGGUCACAAUUACUUUAUAAUUUUUUGUUAAUCCGGACCUGGAUCUUCAUUAUGAUUAGUAUGUCGGUCGGUUGGGUUUUGAAUGAGACAUAUGUGUACCAAAUAUUAAAAA
Molecule: messenger RNA, 8354 nt
Organism: Diabrotica virgifera virgifera (western corn rootworm)
Lineage: Eukaryota; Metazoa; Arthropoda; Insecta; Coleoptera; Chrysomelidae
Exons: 6
Coding region: 376-2115 (579 amino acids)
Molecular function (GO): nucleic acid binding; zinc ion binding
Source: RefSeq, a predicted model, not a curated record